AGACUAUCAAGACUGACUCGAACAGAUGGACCUAUCUACAAGCUGGUAUCUCACGCGUCAUGAACGAUCUCGAGCAGGGUAUCGACAUGCAAAUGUACAUGGGCGUCUACACCGCUGUCCAUAAUUUCUGUACAUCCCAAAAAGCAGUUGGCAUGACUGGUCCUGCUAUGCACAGUAACCACAGAGGCGCACAUCUGCUAGGGGAAGAACUCUACAACAAGCUCAUUGAUUACCUCCAGCACCAUCUCGAUAGCCUUGUGAAUGAAAGCAAGGCCCACACCGACGAGGCGCUGCUCGCUUUCUAUAUCAAAGAAUGGGGGCGUUACACAGUUGCCGCCAAAUAUAUCCACCAUCUCUUCCGCUAUCUCAAUAGACAUUGGGUCAAGCGAGAAAUUGAUGAAGGGAAGAAGAAUAUCUACGAUGUCUACACACUGCAUCUUGUGCAAUGGAGGAAGGAGCUAUUCGAAAAGGUCAGUGAUAAGGUUAUGGAUGCGGUGCUUAAGCUUGUGGAGAAGCAAAGGAACGGCGAGACCAUCGAACACGGCCAAAUCAAGCAAGUCGUGGAUUCCUUUGUCUCUCUGGGACUGGAUGAAGCAGACCCCUCCAAGUCAACCCUUGAUGUCUACCGCUAUCAUUUCGAGCGUCCUUUCCUCACUGCUACCAAAGAGUUUUACGUGGCAGAGUCUAAGCAAUUUGUUGCCGAGAACAGCGUCGUGGAAUACAUGAAGAAGGCGGAGGCUCGCCUGUCUGAGGAGGAGGAGCGCGUUCGCAUGUACCUGCAUCAAGACAUCGCCAUUCCUCUUAAGAAGACUUGCAAUCAAGCUCUUAUCGCCGAUCACUCCAGUCUACUUCGGGAAGAGUUCCAGGUGCUUCUGGAUAACGACCGUGAAGAGGAUAUGGCACGAAUGUACAACCUUCUUUCGAGAAUCCCCGACGGCCUCGAACCGCUUAGAGCCCGUUUUGAGACACACGUGAGAAAGGCCGGUCUCGCUGCUGUGCAGAAGGUCCAAUCGUCAGAGGGCGAUAAGCUUGAACCAAAGGUUUACGUCGACGCUCUGCUCGAAAUUCACACCCAGUACCAAGGCCUUGUGAAGAGAGCUUUCAAUGAUGAGCCAGAGUUUACACGUUCUCUUGAUAACGCCUGCAGGGAGUUUGUCAAUCGGAACGAAGUUUGCAAGGCUGGAUCCAACAAAUCGCCUGAACUUCUAGCUAAAUACACUGAUGUCCUGCUCAGAAAGAGCAGCACCAGUAUUGAAGAGGCAGAAUUGGAACGUACUUUGAGUCAGAUCAUGACAGUUUUUAAGUACAUUGAGGACAAGGAUGUCUUCCAGAAGUUCUAUUCGCGGAUGCUGGCCCGGCGUUUGGUGCAUAGCAACUCCUCUUCAGAUGACGCUGAGACUAGCAUGAUCAGCAAACUAAAAGAGGCGUGCGGUUUCGAAUACACGAACAAACUUCAGCGUAUGUUCCAGGAUAUGCAAAUUUCUAAGGACUUGAAUAAAGAUUUCCGCGAGCAUCUUGAAGGCGUCGAAUACACCAAGGCCGUUGAUUCAACUUUCUCGAUUCUGGGAACUGGAUUCUGGCCAUUGACGGCACCGAGCACUGACUUCAACCCGCCUCCCGAGAUUGCGGCCGAGAUCGAGCGCUUUAUCCGCUUCUACAAGCAUAAGCAUGACGGGCGUAAGCUCACGUGGUUGUGGCAUCUUUGCAAGGGCGAGAUCAAAGCUGGCUAUUGCAAGGCCAGCAAGACUCCGUACACCUUCCAGGUCUCGAUUUACCAGAUGGCCAUUCUCCUCCUUUUCAACGAGAAGGACACUUACAGCUACGAGGAUAUGCUCAGUGCCACUCAACUGAGCAAGGAAGUUUUGGACCAGGCCCUCGCUGUUAUUCUGAAGGCCAAGGUACUCAUCAUGUCUGGCGCGGCCGGUGAGAAGCCAGGAGCCGGUAAAUCCUUCAAAUUAAACUACGACUUCAAGAGCAAAAAGAUCAGGGUGAACUUGAACCUCGGUGGUGUGAAGGAGGCCAAGCAGGAGGAGGCCGAGACAAACAAGACAAUUGAGGAAGACCGAAAACUGGUCCUCCAAUCUGCCAUCGUCCGAAUCAUGAAGGCUCGUAAGAAGAUGAAACACACCCAGCUCGUAAGCGAGACCAUCAACCAAAUCCGCUCGCGAUUUGUUCCAAAGGUCGGCGAUAUCAAGAAAUGCAUUGAAAUCCUACUAGACAAGGAGUAUCUGGAGCGUUUGGAAGACGACGAGCUAGGUUACCUAGCUUAAGCCUUUAGCUAAGUGGUAUUGGCUCGAGGUCAAGUCGGAGAGCUUCAUCCCAGCCUCCGCAUAUCGCGAUUAUCAAGCCCGAUUUAUUAUGUAUUUCCCGGGGGCAUAGAUAUCCGGGACUUUCGGCGGUUAUGAGCGUCUCUACUUUCUUAAUUCCUUCGGCGUGGUAAGAGAGUCUGACGGGCAGACAUG
Molecule: messenger RNA, 2462 nt
Organism: Fusarium oxysporum Fo47
Lineage: Eukaryota; Fungi; Ascomycota; Sordariomycetes; Hypocreales; Nectriaceae
Product: cullin CDC53
Exons: 4
Coding region: 60-2270 (736 amino acids)
Biological process (GO): SCF-dependent proteasomal ubiquitin-dependent protein catabolic process; protein ubiquitination
Cellular component (GO): SCF ubiquitin ligase complex
Molecular function (GO): ubiquitin protein ligase binding
Source: RefSeq, a predicted model, not a curated record